Messenger RNA from Bursaphelenchus okinawaensis, 984 nucleotides. Lineage: Eukaryota; Metazoa; Nematoda; Chromadorea; Rhabditida; Aphelenchoididae. The record is from the annotation of a GenBank genome assembly.
AUGGACUUUACAAAAGAACUAAAAUCUAGUCAUCGAAGGGUGGAAGACAGGAUUCGUGAAUUGAAAGGUAAAACGUACUUUUAAUUUUUGUUUUACAAAAAUCAAUUGUUUCUUUGGUUUCAUACUAGUACAAUUUAUAGCAUUUACUUUACUGUAUGAAUACUUUUACUGUCUACUUAAUAAACAAAAAAUCACUUAGAAUUAUGAAACAGCGUCAUAAAUUAUGAGAUGUAUAAAGUUGUUUUAGCACUUACUAAGGAUAUGAGGAAAGCUUGCGACGAUGACAUUUUCAACAACGAAUGUUAUGGCGACUUCAAGAUAACAACCAGCAAUGAGACCUUCUAUGUAAGACACUUUAUCCAUUUUUUGUAAUUUUAAUUUUUAAAAUAACACUUUUUCUUUUUCGAGUCUGUGUUGUUAUCUCUUAUGGCACGCAACUUUUUAAUCAGGAUUGACAUAAAAAAUCGAAGAUUGACUUUAACACUUUAGCAAACAUUACUUUAUAUCAUUAAUUUAGGUAUCCAAAUUUGCACUAGCUCAAAACUCGCCUGUUUUGAAAGCCAUGUUCAAACAUCAGAUGAAAGAAGUAAAGAAUGGAGAGAUGGUACUACAUGAUGAUUCUGAAGCGGUAAAGGCCAUGCUGAUGUAUGUGCACCACCAUAAAACGAUUGAUGAUUUUCAACUGGCGAUGGAGGUGAUCCAGCUUGCUCAUCGUUGUGAAAUUCGACUUUUGACUGUAAGUUGUUUUCUGUUACUGUUGUUUAACGGUUUGUUUUUCCUUUAUACACGUAUAUUUAUAUUACGUGUAUAUAUUGUUAAUCUCGAUAAUAAGAGUUUUAUUUAGUAAAUAAAAACUCGAACGUACUGGUUAAUGUCAUGUUAUUAGCUUACUUGAUAUUCUUUUAGCUGCAAUGCGAGCUGUGUUUGUUGAAUAAUAUUCGAGGAGAGGAUGCUGAGGAAUGUCAAGCGUUAGCCAGAAGGUAA